This is a messenger RNA of Rodentolepis nana, 663 nucleotides long. NCBI's taxonomy places the organism in Eukaryota, Metazoa, Platyhelminthes, Cestoda, Cyclophyllidea, Hymenolepididae. The record is from the annotation of a GenBank genome assembly.
AUGUCUCUCCAGGAGUCUUCUGAAUCAGAUGUGGUUUACCUGAAUGAGACUCCCCGAGCAACUACUCUUCCAGCUCUUCAGAAUGCAACGGAGGUUAAAUUUGCCAUCACAUCCGACUGCGGUCUGGAUCCCAGCGAAAAGGCUAAGGUCGUCACUAAUAAUUCUGCCAUCUACCAACCAAUGCCAAACUUAGGGAGUUCUCGAAGUUUCGAUCCAAGCCAAGUUAGAUUCACUGUUGAAAUUAAACUUCUGAAUGAUGAAGAGGAGGCUUUAUUGAUUGACGUCAAUGCUGCUUCAUUCGGACAAUGGUUAUUUGAUGAGGUGAUAAAGAGAAUGGGAGGUUUGCUCGAAAGUGCUUACUUUGGACUACGAUACUUAGACAAGAGUAAACAACGACAAUGGCUGGACCUUUCAAAAACUGUGUACAAGCAAUUAAAAAGUAAGUUCGAUGUUAUUCCAAGAUCAAUGAAUUUCCGAGUUAAACAUUAUCCUGCAAAACCCCUGAAAGAACUCAAACAGGAAAAAUCUAGGUAUUUUCUAUAUUUGCAACUCCGAAGGGAUCUGCACAGUGGUCGUUUAAUUGGCCGGAACAACGAUAUGCAUAUCCUGGCUGCUCACAUACUCCAGGGUAAUCAAAAUAUUCCUGUUCCUAAUAUUGUCUGA